AUUAUAAAUCAUGUUUUUUUAUUUGCCUUAUAUAAGUUCUAAGCUAUUUUUACUUAAAACCGCUCUGUAGUGACAUUCCAUCCUUACAAAACUAGUAAGGGUGUUUUCACGUUAACCACAGAUCUCGCAUCAUUCGAUCACGCGCUGUUCUUCUGCAUGUGAGCGCGCCAGGACAAUACUCAGGUUUGUGCGCGCACGUUACAAAAUAUGUGAAAUGAAAAGUGAUAUAGCAGAUUUCUCUUUUAAAAGAGAGGCAGCAUACUCUCUCAUUGUCUAGUGAGAGAUGCGUAACGUUCGGUAACGAAACCGAAAAAAAAAUCAGAAGGCUAUAUAUUCGCUGCAUUUUGCUCGUGAUUUACACAACAUGGAACGCACUGUUCGUUUGCGCGCUUGAGAAAAGCAGGCGUCUAGCGUCAGUCGAAUGCGCCAACGGUCCCCUUCUUCGCAAUGUCCUUCGCCUACUCCCGCCUGAAGUCCCCAUGCCCCGAUAAGAGGUCUCCUUUUAGCGUGUUGCGGUUUGUUCUGUUUGGGGAGAGGUGUUUGGAGAUCAAGCGGAACGUUUGUGGUCUUAUGGGAGCCCUGCACAGUGCUAUCGAACAAGGAAAGCAACGAAGAAAAGCGAAAAAGCGAUUAGUGGAGAGGAAGAUUGCAAUUGCACGAGAAUACUCACGUACACUAGACGAUGAACUAGAGCGAGCGGAAAGGCACUUGAACGUUCUUCUCGACACCUCUGACGUCACUUCCUGUUCGUCAGCAACCCUCUCUGGCUGCACCACCGUGACCUUAUGCGCGAGCCUGCAGUCAUUGGUAUCAGAGAUGGACAGCGGAGUAUCUAUUGAAGAAGUCAAUACCCCGGAUGAGCUUUCGGACGAAACUGUUUCUUUGAUAAUGGAGUCGAGAUGCGAUAAACUUGACGACAACUUACGUGCCUCUUACGUCAUCUUCUCAUUUCGUGAAGGUUACUGGAGGAAAAAGAGGAUGAGAUUAUUAACAGUGUGGACAGGGACUCGUCCAAGCUCGACGGACUGCACCUGAAGAUGGAGUCGUUCCAAUUCCGUCAUUUCG
Nematostella vectensis (starlet sea anemone) is the source of this 1065-nucleotide messenger RNA. RefSeq lists its product as uncharacterized. The transcript is spliced from 4 exons. Bases 448 to 1035 code for a protein of 195 amino acids. The record is from RefSeq and is a predicted model, not a curated record. Lineage: Eukaryota; Metazoa; Cnidaria; Anthozoa; Actiniaria; Edwardsiidae.